AUGGAAGGUGAUUCUCUUCCUCUUCCGUAUGGUUUUCUGCGCGAUCACUACUACUGGACGAGCACUUAUAUUCGUGUUCACCGCGCUGUUACGUCCCUUUCUCCCGAAAAUGCGCAGACAGGAGAAAAAGAACCUCUGAGUCACGGGGUAUGGCUGCUCUCACUCGAUACAAUCAAAGGAAAGAAGCCAGCUUCUUUAAUGCUUCACUAUCAGUACACUAUCUCCGAAGAACAUGAGAAAAAUCCGCGGGCCCUUGACGUCAUCGACGAGUUGAAGAAGAAAAAGUGA
Messenger RNA from Necator americanus (New World hookworm), 288 nucleotides. RefSeq lists its product as uncharacterized. The record is from RefSeq and is a predicted model, not a curated record. The transcript has a single exon. Bases 1 to 288 code for a protein of 95 amino acids. NCBI's taxonomy places the organism in Eukaryota, Metazoa, Nematoda, Chromadorea, Rhabditida, Ancylostomatidae.